CGUUUCAAAGGCUGGGAAAGGUAGUUUUACCGGCUGGAUUGGGAUUCAACAUAAACUGCCUUGAAACUUUUAAGGAGGGGAGUUCUUCAUACUGAUUGAGGAGGUAAACCUCACCUCAGCUGCUGUUUGUGGUUAACAGAGAAUCUGAAGGAGCGGAGAUACCAUUCAUAAUAAAAGAGGAUUAUAUUUACAAACAUUAUCUGGUGGCAUGGUUGUCUUGCUGGCAUGGUACAGAGAUAGACAGCAAUGGAAUGAAUGUUAUUGCAGCUCCCCUCGCAGGACUAACCUACUGUGAUAAAAUAUACUGUAAAAGAACACUGAAGUCCAGACACUGGAGAAACAUUCAGGUACUGUUAAUCUUACAAUAAAAGAAAUGAAGCUGGAAGACUAAACUGACAGACUUUUAAGAUGGCAUGAUGGAUAAUAUAGACAGUUCCAUUCACGCCGAUCAGAAUGGAUUCGUUAACAAAGUGUUUAAUGCUUCCUUAGACUUAGAGAACGCAAAAGGCACAAUGAAAAUCUGUGAGGCGGACCUCUGUGACCCAAAGGAUGUGGGUCAGGGCCUUGGCAAGGAAAAAAGUCAAUUUCAAAAGAAACCUAAAAACUCUGGGAUUUGGAGGAUCCUCAACAGGAGGAAGACAACAACUGGUUAUGAACAAAGGCCACAUUCCAUGAUUCUUCCAGGGGAGUCCUCAGUCCCCAAAUUAUCAUUCGUGGACAAAAUACGAUUCUUCAAAAAGCUGAGGUCUACCUCAAGAAGCAGAGGAAACAGACACUCAGAAGCCUCGACAAUCAACACUGUUCUGAAAGUAGAGGGAGACCAAGAACAACUGCAUAGCUGGGACUACUCAGCUGAGAUUUAUUCCAAUAGACUUUUGACCAGACACAAAGUUUUCCGGCACUCUUAUGGAGGCCACAUCAGGGACUUGGACUGUUCAUUUGAAGAUGUAGAUUUAACCAGCCCUUCUGAAAAUGCUAUCGAUGAGAACAACUGGCUCAGGGACAUCUGCAGACAGCAAAAUGGCAGUGGGAACACUGAGAGAAUAUCCAAUGGGAAGAGAACUCCUCCCGUUUUCUCAAACAGUAACAGUUCAGCAGUUUGUCAAGAGCAUGUCCUUAGGGAUUGCCCAAAGACCCCGCAGGGAGGAAGAAGGGCCAAGGGUGCGGACGUCUGGAGCUACUUGAAGAACAUUUCUUUAAUGGGGAAAGUGAACUCCGGCAUGGCGGAACAAAGUAUUGAUUCUGAAUUCCAAACCUUGGACAACACCAUUGAUUCAGACUUCGCCUCCACCGACGAUGGAGAUCCCAACCCCCCACUCAAAAAGUCCAGCGAGAGCAAAGGCAGCCAUUUCGGUGGGCUGUUCAGGUUUUUUAGCAGUAUAACACAAACAGCAAGAAGGUGGAGGAGCUCUGCCAGGUCCUCCACACAGCCUGCGCAGUCCCCUCUGGGAACCCCCUGCGUACCGAGAUCGGGAGUCUUGGCUCAUGGCUUGUCUUUACACUUAGGGAAUGAACAUCAGCCCUUGCCACCAACAGCCAAGUCUGUUCUGUCUCCAGACUCUGGGCUAUGUGACGCCCUAACUCCGGCAACGUUAUCAGGAGCCGAGUCCCCUCAAGUAGCUAUAAAAUCAAGGUCCACUGAAGAUUCACUGAGCCCCAAUGUUUACUCCCCUAAAAUGACAGCCGAACCUGAAGCUCUUUCAAGUGUACCUCAGGGAUCUAUCAGUACCCCAACUUACGGCAGGGACCAUUCCUCAAGUGAAGGGGGGAUUCACCUUGUGAACAGGACAAGGCUGGAUAACACCCUUCUCCAGGAUUUGCACAAUGAAGGAAAAGACACUGAAGACCAGUCUGUUUUAAAGGGGUUCUCAUGUCAUAAACAGGAGCAGCAGGGCUACAAUACUGACACAACCAGGGAACAUGGAUUACAGAAGGCAGCGGCGCUCAAACACUCAGGAAGGCAGGAAGAAAAGGAUCAGGUGGAAGACCCAUCUUUGGAGAAUGAAAAUAAGCACCUUCAAACACCAACUGAUGCCAAUAGCAGCCUAUCGGAUUCAAAGGUCACUUCCCCAAAAAGGAGGAAGCGGCGCCCAGCAUCAGCCUACAGCAUGAUGUUAAAUUUGCAGUGUCCCAUCCCUGAAGAGGGGUCCAUUGUGACAUCAGAACCCAAGCCUGCUGAGCAAGAUAACAGCGUGGGCCUGCAGAACUCUCCAAACAUUCCGUCUAAGUUCCAGGCGAAGAGGCCCCUUGUGAGACAGAGACCCCACUCUGUAAUAGAGGGCGCUGCCGUGGACCAUGCAGAUGUUCUACAUCCACCCAGACCCAUGUCUCGUCCUCCUGGACUCUGCCCUCAGGACCCCCAUUUCGGUGCCGCUGCACUGCAGAGGUGUUGCUCCCUUCCCCUGUCCCAGAGCACUCCCACUGGGCUGGAUGAGAUGGGGUGGAGGGGACACACGCUGCACAAACCAGCUGAGGCUCUGCUGGGUACGGAGACCGCGGGGGUGCGUGACAGAGGCGGCGGCGCCACAAUCAGGAGAAGACUGCUGAAGCUGGGAGCCGAACAACUUCAAGUUAAUAAAUUGAUCAGUGGUGGUUCUCUCGUCAGUGCUGAGGCAGUAUGGGAUCACGUCACCAUGGUCGACCGGGAGUUGGCAUUUAAAGCAGGAGACGUUAUCAAGGUCCUUGAUGCAUCCAAUAAAGACUGGUGGUGGGGACAGAUAGACGACGAGGAAGGAUGGUUUCCUGCCAGCUUUGUGAGGGUUGAAUCCUCCCCUCCUCAUCCACAAACAAAAUCGAAUUUCUAUAUCAACCCGUUAGCAGCCUCGAGAUAUCAAAAUACAACUUCCAAGCUAUGGGUAAACCAGGAAGAUGGUGUGGAUGCUGCAGAGGGGACCAGCGAGGUCCAGAAUGGCCACCUGGACCCCAGCAACGACUGCCUGUGCCUUGGCAGGCCGCUACAGAACAGGGACCAGAUGAGAGCCAAUGUGAUCAAUGAGAUCAUGAGCACGGAGAGGCACUACAUCAAACACCUGAAGGACAUCUGUGAGGGUUACCUGAAGCAGUGCCGAAAGCGGAGAGACAUGUUCAGCGACGAUCAGCUAAAAGUGAUCUUCGGGAAUAUCGAAGACAUUUACAGAUUUCAGAUGGGCUUUGUACGGGAUCUGGAGAAGCAGUACAACACUGAGGAGCCUCAUCUUAGUGAAAUCGGGCCUUGUUUUCUAGAACAUCAAGACGGCUUCUGGAUUUACUCCGAGUACUGUAAUAACCACUUGGACGCAUGCAUGGAGCUCUCCAAGCUAAUGAAAGAUGGCAGGUACCAGCAUUUCUUCGAAGCCUGCCGCCUGCUGCAGCAGAUGAUCGACAUCGCCAUCGAUGGCUUCCUCCUCACGCCUGUGCAGAAGAUCUGCAAGUACCCCCUGCAGCUGGCAGAGCUGCUCAAGUACACAGCCCAGGACCACAGUGACUACAGAUACGUGGCUGCAGGCCUGGCUGUCAUGAGAAAUGUAACCCAGCAGAUAAACGAGCGGAAGAGGAGACUGGAGAAUAUCGACAAGAUCGCACAGUGGCAGGCCUCUGUCCUGGAAUGGGAGGGUGAUGACAUUCUGGACAGAAGCUCAGAGUUGAUCUAUACUGGGGAGAUGUCAUGGAUUUACCAACCAUACGGAAGAAAUCAGCAGAGAGUUUUCUUUCUGUUCGACCACCAACUGGUCCUCUGCAAAAAGGACUUGAUACGGCGGGACAUUCUCUACUACAAGGGACGCAUCGACAUGGACAGGUAUGAGGUGAUGGACGCGGACGACAGCCGUGAUGAUGACUUCCACGUCAGCAUCAAGAACGCUUUCAAACUGCACAACAAGGACACAGAGGAGAUCCAUUUAUUCCUCGCCAAGAAGCUGGAGGAGAAGCUACGGUGGCUCAGAGCGUUCCAUGAAGAACGCAAGAUGGUGCAAGAAGACGAGAAGAUAGGGUUUGAAAUCUCAGAGUAUCAGAAGAGACAGGCAGCUAUGACUGUGAGAAAAGUCAGUAAACAGAAAGGUGCGGGCCAAACAAGGUCAGUUCCCCCCUCCUACCCCCCUCCCCAGGACCCAAUGAAUCAGGGACAGUUCUUGGUGACUGACGGAAUGGUCCAGAUGGCCCAGUCCCAGGUAUUUGAGUUUGCGGAACCCAAACGGAGCCAGUCUCCCUUCUGGCAAAACUUCAGUAGGUUAACGCCGUUUAAAAAAUAGAAGCAGCAAGGUUUUUUUAGAAGGACUACCUUAUUUUUUUGAGAAGGACUGUACUGCAAAAAAAAAACUAAAAAAAAAACUGAUCAAUAACUUAGCAGAUAAAAAGGAACAAUGUGAUUUGGAAUGCUACUGAUUUCGUAAAGGCCUGCCGGACUAUUGCUACCACUACCAUGGAUCCUGGAACUUGCAAAAAUCCUUGACCGAAACACUCUGGUGUUUUUUCAGAUCCUUUUCUUUUCUUGUCGGCUUUGCCCUUCAGGAAACAGAACAGGACAACAUCAUUCUUCUUCUUAGCGGGAGAACUGCGUCAACACAUACGAUCUAAAAAGAAAAAAAGAGAAAAACCAUUUCAAUAUUCGUGCUAUUCUGAGUGCGCUUUGUAGUGCACUGUGCUAUGGACGGGCAUUUCUGUUGCUUUUCUUGUUUCUCGCUGUUUUUUGGGGAUGUCAGUAUUAUUACGUGGCAGGCUGUUCUGGCUGAGCAAAGCAAGGUUUAGUCUGGUAAUAUUUUAUUACAUAUUUUAAAUGUUCUGUUACUACUGAGUACUGCAUGGAGUGGUCAGUUCACAUGCAGGUAUUAUAUGUGCAAGGGUAUUCUGAUGGGUCAAGGAACCAAAUCAACACCAAUAACUAUGAUUUCUUAAUGCUAUAUAAUGCUGUCGACAGGGUAUUUUUUUAUUGAGGGACCAGAGUAACUUUUUUUUUUUGGUUUACAUGUUAUACAGGGAUUCUAUUCCAAGCAAAAUAAACAGAGGAUACUUUAUACAUGUAGCUACUGUGUAUACAUUAACCUCUGCUGGAUUCAGCUCCCUCCAGUUGCAUUGUAGUUCCAUUCUAUAUUUUAUUUCAUUAUCUACAGUAGCCCUUCUGCAGAUCACUCUCUGCACAUUAUGAGCAGGACUUCGGUUGCAUUAACGGUGCUUUUGCUGCAUUAAUGAUCUUUCACGUUGACAGCCACGAUUCUGCAUGGAAGUUGACACGUGUCACAGACGGCAUGCACGGGACCUACAGUACAGUGUAAAGCAAAAGCAUGCAAAGAGCAAUGCAAAACAGCGUCCUGUGUGUUGUGUGUCAUGCAGCUCAGCACUGAUAAUAGAGAAUGAAACAGGCUCUGAAGUACAAUCUGGAUGAGUUGGCAAGCACAGUGCAAGAACUCGUGGGUCUUGUGUAGACAUCUUCAUGAUCUCUGCAGUGAGCUAUUUCUUUAAUAGUGAUGUAUCUCGUCCGAAAUUACAAAGUAAUAAAAAAAUUUAAAAAAAAUAGAUAGAUAGGUGUUAUUAAAAACUACCCCAGCAACAUUUUUUCUCUGUGCAUGAACAGCUAUCUAGAAAUAUCUGCUGGCGAGGGUAAUGCCAACGGCAACCAAGCAACCUUCAUUAACAUGCAUACCCCAAGUUCAUAGACUCUAGAUAACCCCAGAGCUAAAAAGCAAGCUGGUCCUAAUUAUCCAGAUUUCACUAACAAUUUGUGAAGACCUCAGGUUAGAGUCAGAGUAUUAGUGCACAGUGUAUUACAUACUGUCAGAUUCCAGUAUAAAGUGCAUUGCUGACAUGCAACAGUGUCUGCUGACUUUGCACUUGUGUUUCCUAAUUGAAUCUUCCAGAAAGUACUAUAGAGCAGUUAGACCCUGUUCUACAAACUUUAUUAUAAUUGUUAUCUUAAAAAAAAAAGGUUUGGUAUUUUUCUGUUUGUAUCUGUUUUAAAAAAAGGAUUUGGAGUUUAGUGCAGUAGUCUGCAAACAACAACGGAAUUAAAAAUGUUUUGGAAAUAAUAUGCAUCUUUUUAAACACCCCUCUCUCACUGCUAGAAAAGUGCUGCACCAAAUAUACACAAUUUAAAUUCCAUUACUAUAUUUAAUAAUAUGAUAGCACAAUUUAUAUAUGACAUCCAUUCUUGUGUUUACGUUUCACUUACAAGCAUAUAUAAUAAUAAUAAUAAUAAUAAUAAAAUUGCCAGGUAAUCCUAGGUCUCUACGCAGCAGUUUAAAUUCUUAAUGGUGUGGUACCACACAGUAUUGAUCUUGGUUCAGAUCUUGAUGUGAUUGGUAAAUACUAUUCCGUGGGGUUAUUCUGGUCAGAUUAUUUUGUUUAAUUUAAUUUGAUUAGUGAAGUCAGGUUAAUGCCUGGCCUGAAUUUCUAAAAGACAUGCUUAUAAAUAAUUGUCAGCCCAGUUACAGUUAAUUUCUAUAACCCCAGAUUAUAUUGUUAUCCCAGUUAAUCUAUUAUCUGUCAGGAAUGCAGCGUCCACAUCUUUAGUCACUCUAAGUAAAGUUAGAGAGAGACGCUUGCAAGGGGUUGCCAGAAUUAUGGUAAACCUUUAAUCAAUAAAAAGCUUUUUAUUUUUUUUAAUCAUUUGGAAAUAUAACAGCGCUUGUCUGCAAUGAGUGAGUGAUUCUGUAAGCAGACUCAGAAUGAAUAAGAACAAUAUACACUUUGCACAUUAAUCAAGUCCCCUAACUUACAAAAGUAAUCGUAGUUGAGUAAAUUAAUAACCCUUAUAGUAAUUAUGAAUGACCUUACAACCAACACGCAGCUAAACCAUGUACAUAUUGUAAAUAUAAAAGAGCAUAUAUUUAAAUAUUUGUAUUUUAUGUAUUGAAUAUAUACCUUAAGUUACAUGCUAGUUUUGGUUUCAAGGUGACGCAUGCUAAUGGCAUUGGAGGUUCUGCAUACAUGACACAAACAACAUCAUUUUUUUUUUUUUUUUAUUUCAUUUUGUUGUUUCUUUUUCAGGAUAAUCAUAUAAUCCCAUUCAUUACUGUAGUGCUGCAACGUGGCAAAAGGAAUUCCUAAAAAAAAAUCAAAUUACUUAUUAUUUCAUUAUUAUCUUGCAACUGUUGAAAGUGUAAAGGAUCUUCAACUUUCAUUUGUCUUACAGUAAAAACAAAAAUACAAUUGAUGCUCUCCUUGACUAGUUCUAUAUAAAGACCAGCACAGACCUGUUAUUACAGUCUUGCUGCUGCCUGCUAUUUAAACCCAUUCACUACAUUUUAACUGUGUUAGGCUUAAAUAUAGGUUUAAACCAUUAAUUUACAAUCUGUGUAUCCAGGACACUGUUAGGGCAUGGUGGAAUUGUAAUGCCAAGUAAAACAGUGUAUUCAGAUAUCUGGAUCUCUCGUUGCUGAAAUUUUACUCGACAUUGUCAGCACAGCAGCUCAGUCUAGGUUUAGGCUUGCUAUGUUGGUUUAGCUGUGCUAGAUGAACCCAACGUUUGGAAAUUUUAAAAACUCCCAGCACAUACCACGCUUAGUAGUUGAUUUUAAAUAGGCAGGUUGUCUCUGAACCAGAUUAAUAUCUACAUAUAUUUAUUAAAGACAAUUAUGGGAUAAGUAGUGAGAUAUUUUACCAGCCUAUCAAAACAAAUAAUAUCAAAGCAAAAAAUAACGAAAAACACAUGAGCUGUUUAAAUCUAACGUGAACCCCACAAUACAAACACUUUGAACAACCAAGCAAGCUUCAGGGUUUUCUGCCUUUACCAGCACACAGUAUUGCAUUCUCCCAUUCCUGUUUGCCCUCUGCUGAAUACCUGCCCUCUUCAUUUCAAGAAGACUUUUUGCUAGAAGCACAGUGACGGGUCGAGGCGAGCCAUAGGCGGCAUUCUAAACCAAAGCCUGCAUGUCAGAAAGCAUUUUUUUCAUGAUAAAGUGCCAUUUUUGUCAUGUUGCAUGGCAGUUUUUUUUUUUUUCAGAAAAAUCAUUCUUGUUUCCAAUUUUUCUCUCUAGCAAUUAGGUCCACAAAGGUUAUUACUAAAAACCGUUGUGAAUAAAAGCUGUUAGUAUGAAUUAAAGGGAACUUAGAAGCUAGAAACAAAAGUAUAUAUUGAAAAGGGAACAGGGGUUUGUAUUCACUGCAUAGGAAGAAAUAAUGUAUUUUCUAAAGAGAAAUCAUAUUACUAGAUAUAGUUUAUAAAGAGCUUAUAGUGUCAGUGCCAAAUCUCUUCAAGGACCUUGUAGUAUCUUAAAAUAAAUAUUUCUUAAUGAAACCAAGUUUGACAACUCACAGUUGCACUGCAGUUGCGGUAGCCAUCUCAAUAUCUUCAAGAAUCAUCGAUAUGCCUCAAACAAAUAUUGAAAGUAAUGUUUGGUACAUUGUAAAUAGUCACAUAAGAAAAUAUAUGUCUGCUUGGUGCUGUAAUGUUACAGAAACAAAUGUUCUCUAUUUUUCGUUUAUGGAUUUUAGAUAUAGAAACUUUGUAAUUUGGUGAACUGUUAUCAGUGUUGUAUACAAAAGAAAACAAAUAUCAAUAUUUAACAUUGAGCUGACUGAAUAAAUGAUGCAUACUUAAAGUUAUUUUUAAAUGAUUAUUAUUAUUAUUAUUAUUAUUAUUAUUAUUAUUAUUAUUAUUAUUAUUAUUCCAGCUAUUUUCUUGAUUGAUUAACUGAGCACAAUUUUAAAAGGUAAAACAUGUUAGUAACAAAAAAUGUGAACUGGCGGAUUAUCAUUCAACAUGCAAAUAAAAUGUAUUAGCAAGAUUUUCUAUUAAUUUGCCAACAUUUAUCUGACCCACGACUGUGCAAGUAUCUUGUAAGAGGGUAACCGCAGCAGUUGUCUGCUUCCUAGCGUAUUCCAUUCUUUAUUCCCAUUAUUCUGAUUCUGCUUAUAGAACGAAAGACCUCCAGUGCGCGUCUCCAGACUGAAGAAGAACUUUUCAAAGUCGAAAGUCCAGGUUUUUAUUUCAACCAGGCUCCGAAUGAGAAUUUUGAACUCUGCUUUGCCAUGCACGUGGAAUUGAAACAGUGAUCCCAGCCUGAGACAAGCCUUCAGUACAUCCCUGAUAUACAAGCAUGUAAAAGCAUUUAUCAUGUGGCUACUGGACCAAAAAUCAUAAUGACAUAAUGACAAUGGGACCGUAGCUUGACAUCCUUGUAUAUGUCUAACCCAGCAAAAACUAAUGAUUUGUCCUAAUGUACAGCCUUGCGCGAGGCCCUGUUUUCCCAUUGGAGACUUGCCUGUUUUCCCCCUUAGCGAAACACACAACUGGAAGCUUGCUGUACCGGCAAACCAUAGAAAACACGAAGCCAUGUAUGUCAUAACAGGCACACAAACAAAAGAAGGGGUUUUUGGUUAGGCUUGGGGGAUGUCAUGUCAUUAUCAUUGCAGUCUAAGAUCAGAGCAAGGCUCACUGCUGAGCUGUCUCUCCAAACUGUGCCAGCUCCCUGUUCAAAGCCUACCUAUUCUCUCACUCUGCUAUGAGUCAGAGCACUGGAAGCACAGGCAUCUAAAACAACACUUUCUCUAUAAACCUUACAUCAAAAAGCAGUGGUGUGGAAAGUGCAUUGUUUACCGCAAAACGCCCGCAAGUUAUUUUGAACCUCUUUAUAUCCACAGGCACUUCUUUUUUUUUUUUUUUUUUUGGUUUAGGAGACUCAAAAUAGGAGGCCAUAAAGUAUAUACCACUCUUGUUUUGCGUAAUUAAGCAUCAUUGUAAAUGGCCGUAGCAGAAUAAGCCAAACUGGUUACCAGAGUGGCUCACCUUGUGAAUGCCUGAUCUUUGCUGUGGAUUUCACUAGGAGUGUUGCAAUUUCUCUGUCGCUUCCACAUAAUGGGGAGGCACAGUCAUGGGAUCAGAGGAUGCCCACUGACCUUCAGUUCACCUGAGCUGUUGUGGAUGAAUUGCUGCGGUACAGGAACAUAAUUGGACAUUCUGAAUGGCAGAGCACAUGGUGACAAAAUAUUCAAGAUAUUCCUGGAUUCUUAAACAUGUUUAUAAUGUUGGAUUUUCUGUAAGUUAUAACAUGUAACUUGUUAAGUUGAUGUAUACAGUACAUUGUACAAUACCAGAGUUCUGAAGUUUCAAUGUAUGUUCUUUUACCACUUGUUUAAUUGCUACACAAUUAAAUAUGCUGUCAGUCAUGGUAUUAAAGUUGCUUUACAGUUUUCUUUGCCUUAAUUCCCCUUAUCUGACAGGCCUGACAGGGGAAGAUUCCACGGGAGAAUUUAAAACAUGCAGAGAAAAUGAUCUCCUUCAUUGAAAGCGCACAAUAUAUAUUUUUUUCUGUGUUGGAUCUUUGAUCCAUUUACUUUUGAUGUUCGAAUGCAAAUAACGUGACUGGGAAAGAUAAGCACAUUUACAAUUGAAAGAGCAAUAUUUAAAGACAUUUUUAUAAAGUUCAGUGCAUGUAAAUGUGCACUAGACUGCUAGAACAGUUUCAUGCAUACUAACAGGUUUGUACAUCAAAAAAGACACGGAAUAUAUAUAUAUAUAUAUAUAUAUAUAUAUAUAUAUAUAUAUAUAUAUUUAAUAGGGCCAAAUAACAGGAAUGUCUUAAUUAAAAGUGAGAUUAUUUUAAAGUUGAUGUAGGUUCAAUUUGAGAUUCCUAAACAUCAUGACAUCUUUAAUAUACUGUAGGCUAGAUUCUCAAAUCUUCAGCAGCGUAAUUGUUAUAUGAAAAGAAAAGAAAAAACACCAUUACAAUGCUAAAUCAAGUAACUCCAUGCUACUUACAAGUUUCUGAGUUAAAAGUCUUAGUUGUUUAUAUCUGGUUUGGUAACUUUAUUGGGCUUGUUUCUAGUUUUAAAAAAAAAAAAAAAACUAUUUACAAAAUGUCUACCAUAAGAGCUUUCUAAAAAUGGAAAAGACUGAAGUGAAAGCUUGUGUCUUGGGUCACAAAUGAGAAUAUUUUUUUAAAUAUUAAUAAUAUAUAUGCAAUAGCUUUGCCCAAUGCUGAUGCCAUCAAGAAACCAAGGAAAGGAGUUUCUGACACUGACACCUGUGCACUUGUAUACCCCAGUGGCACUGCCGUACUUGUCCUGGGGCAUAAACCAGUUGUACAAUGUGCUGCACACCGCUGAGUCACUUGUUUAUUUUCUUCUAGAAGGGCUAGUAUGGUCAGGGCAAUUUUGAAAGUUGGAAUUAUUAGAUUGCAAAACAUUUUCCAAUAUUCAUCAUGAUUUUAUCCCAGUGGUCCACUGACACAAUCAUAAGUACAGUAAUAUAAGUUUAAAUGGUUUAAAAUAUAUAAAUUAAUUUGAAGAUACUGUAACUAAAAUUAAAUAAAAUUAUUGCACUGACAGUAUUUAUUUGGUUUGCCAUGCUUUGCUACAGAGAUCACGAGAAGCUUCGGAUUACAGGGUUGACACUACAGUAGAAAAUAAUGAAAAAAAAAAGCACAUAAAAAGCCUUUCUGGUCAAACAGGUUGUAUUGUAUUCACACGAGAUAGACUUGUGGACCCACGCUGCUUACAGUCCUGUUCUGCAUUAGCAAGAUAGUUAAGAAUACUUCUUUUUGAAAGUUUUGCUCCACACUUUGUAUUAUAUUAUAUUCCCUUUAGUUGCCACUUCACUGUUCUGUUGCUGAGGCCUUGAAUCCUGUGAUAUGGACUUCAACCGUUCAUCAUGUUUUCUUGUUCCGUUAGUAAGACUUAAGCUUAGGUGUUUUCACUGUUAAAGCAAUCAAGAAUUAUUUUAAAAUUUUUAUUAUACUCCUGCUGCUUAUAUUUUCCUGUGAAAAUGUCGAAUAAUAUUUUGUUUUCAGGCGUUUGUGCUUCUCCUUCUGUAAGUGGCUAGAUUCAAAUUUUGUUAUGUUUUGUACGUGUAUUUAAAACAUUAUGUUUACAAUAAACGCUUUAAGCUGUUUCAA
Molecule: messenger RNA, 11804 nt
Organism: Acipenser ruthenus (sterlet)
Lineage: Eukaryota; Metazoa; Chordata; Actinopteri; Acipenseriformes; Acipenseridae
Product: rho guanine nucleotide exchange factor 9
Exons: 15
Coding region: 414-4226 (1270 amino acids)
Molecular function (GO): guanyl-nucleotide exchange factor activity; protein binding
Source: RefSeq, a predicted model, not a curated record